Molecule: messenger RNA, 4312 nt
Organism: Solanum stenotomum
Lineage: Eukaryota; Viridiplantae; Streptophyta; Magnoliopsida; Solanales; Solanaceae
Product: TMV resistance protein N-like
Exons: 5
Coding region: 102-4076 (1324 amino acids)
Biological process (GO): signal transduction; defense response
Molecular function (GO): ADP binding
Source: RefSeq, a predicted model, not a curated record
CAACUUGUUUAUCUAUUACUCAAAGUCAACAAAGACUUAAGAAAGAGUAAUAAAAAUAGUGCCUUCAACUACAACUUGAACACAAUUAUUUUCUUCAUACAAUGUCUUCUACUUGUACUCAAAAUUGGAAGAAUGAUGUUUUCUUGAGUUUUAGAGGUGAAGAUACGCGUAAAACUUUUGUUGGUCAUCUCUACUAUGCUCUAAAACAAAAAGGAAUUCAUACAUUCAAAGAUGAUGAAAGAUUGGAAAGAGGAAAAUCAAUUUCACCUGAACUUGUUAAAGCUAUUGAAGAAUCAAGAUUUGCUAUUGUUGUAUUCUCUAAGAAUUAUGCAUCAUCCACUUGGUGUUUAGAUGAACUUGGGAAGAUCAUGGAAUGUAAAAAAGAUUUUGGACAAACUGUGAUACCUAUAUUCUAUGAUGUAGAUCCAUCACAUGUAACUAAACAAAGUGAAAGUUUUGCUAAAUCAUUUGCUACACAUGAGGAAAAUUUGAAAGAUGAUGUUGAGAAGGUGUUAUGCUGGAGGGAUGCAUUUCGUCAAGCAGGCAAAAUAGCUGGAUAUGAUUUGCCAAAUGGCUACGACGGGCAUGAAUCUCUUUGCAUUCAGCAUGUUGUUGAAGGCAUACUGAGUAAAUUAUGUCAAGUUAUUUCAACCAUUGAAAAUGAUUUAGUGGGGAUGGAAUCUCGAGUGCAGGAAGUAAGUUCAUUACUAAGGAUGGAAACAUGCGAUGUUCGUUUUAUUGGUAUUUGGGGGAUGGGCGGCAUUGGUAAGACAACAAUUGCAAGUGCUGUGUUUGGCAAAUAUUCGGGCCAAUUUGAAGGUGUUUGUUUUCUUGAUAAUGUUGCGGAAAUGCAAAGGACACGUGGACUGCAAUAUCUGCAAGGUGUUCUCCUCUCGAAAAUCCUCAAAGUAAGUUUAACUAUAGCAAGUGUGUAUGAAGGCAUGAGAAUCAUAAAGGAGAGGCUACGCUCAAUGAAAGUUUUGAUCAUUCUUGAUGAUGUAAAUCAAAAGGACCAAUUAGAAAUGUUAGUUGGAGGGCGUGACUGGUUUGGUAUCGGCAGUAGAAUUUUGAUUACAACAACAGAUAAACACUUGUUACAUAAUCAUGUGGUGGAUGAAGUGUAUUCAGUCAACUUGAUGACUCGCGAUGAAGCAAUAGAGCUAUUCAGCCUACACGCCUUUAAGCAAAGAAUUCCAGAUAAAGAUUUUGAGGAGCUAUUAAAUCAAGUUGUACAGAAUGCCGGUUUUCUCCCUUUAGCUCUGAAAAUUCUAGGUUCGUCUCUCUACGGGCUAGACAAGAUUGAGUGGAAAUGCACAGUGGACAGACUCAAGGAUAUGCCAGAUCAUGUUCUUGCUAAGCUUAAGAUAAGUUUUGAUGGGCUGAGUCCUUCUGAUCAGAGACUAUUUCUUGAUAUCGGAUGCUUUUAUAGAGGAAAAUUGAGGAGUUAUGUAGAGGAAAUUCUUGAGAGUUGUGAUAUUGGAUCUACAAUAAGAGUCUUGAUUGAAAAGUCUCUCUUAUUUGUCUCACCAUAUGACACAAUCGAGAUGCAUGAUUUGAUACAAGAAAUGGCCUGGCACAUCGUGAGACUAGGUGACACAAGAAGGAGCAGAAUAUGGCUUCCCGAGGACAUCGAGGAUUUGUUUACUGGAAAUUUGGAGACAGAAGCUGUGGAGGGCCUAUCGAUCCCAAGGGAUUACAUACGAAAACAGGAUAUAUCAUAUUACAACAUAAAUGAAACAUUCAGGAAAAUGAAAAGAUUAAGGGUGCUUGAAGUCAGAGCAACAAAUUUCUGCUCUAUUGAUCCGAUCACUCAUCUUCCUAGCAGCAUAAGGUGGCUUGAUUGGGAAGGUUGCCCUCUAAAUUCAUUGCCACAGAGUUUUGAACCUUCAAAGCUUCUUCGUCUUGAUAUACUUGAAAGUACUACAAUUCAGAAGCUCUGGUCAAUUUCAAAGGGAUUGGACAAACUUAAAACUUUGUACCUCAGCUACUGUGAGAACUUGGAAGAAGUUCCAAGCUUUGAUAUGAUGCCAAAUUUAGAGAGAGUAAAGCUAGAGGGAUGUAACAGUUUGAGAGAAGUCAGCCCAUCUUUUGGAGUUCUCAUGAAACUCACUUCAAUGGAGCUAAUUGAUUGUCCGGGCCUCGAGAAGCUUCCAAGUUGUAUUGAGAUGGGAUCCCUUAAGAGUCUCAAACUUUCUUGUCUUCCAAAAUUAAGGGAAUUGCCAGAAACCAAGGGGAUGCACCGUUUAUUGACGUUAGAGCUGACUAACUGUCAAUACCUUGAGAAGCUUCCAAAUUUUGAUCAGAUGGAAUCCCUUGAGACUCUCAAACUUUCUUGUCUUCCGAAAGUAACUACAUUUCCGCCACCUGACGGGAUGCACUGUUUACAGGACAUUGUUAUAGAAUAUGUUCCGAUAGUAGAGCUUCCAGCAUCAAUCGGGAAUCUUCGUUCGCUCAAACAACUAAUAUUAAGUCAUUGUAAAGAUCUGGUAAGCAUUCCAAACAGCUUUUGUUGUCUGAAGAAUCUAAGAGCUCUUCUGAUCUACAACUGCAAAAGACUAAUCUAUUUGCCAGAAAAGAUUGGUGACUUGAAACUGUUGAAGAAGCUAGUAGUAUCUGGUACUUCAAUUUCCCGGAUACCACCUUCAGUUACAGAUCUUGGUGAACUAAACUUCUUAUCGUUCUCUCGUUGGUCUGGAUACAGACAAGGUGCAACUUUUCUGUUCCCCCCUGUAUCAGGUGAAUCGUCGUCAUUGAGGGUGUUAAAACUAAAUAAAAACAGGCUAUGUAGUGCUGAACAUUUUCAGGAUGUUGGAGGUUUAUCUUCCUUGGCUCACUUGGAUUUGACUAGAAAUGAUGAGAGCACCAAUCAACUCUUUCAUUACUUAGACAUAACAUUUUGUGAGAAGCUUGCGUUGCCCGAACUUCCGCCAUGUAUAAAGGAGUUAUAUGCAUGUGAUCCUUUAAUCUUGAAAAGCAUCCCUGAUUUCCUUACCAAAUAUUCAGAGCUCUAUUCAAUGUCAUUCACGCGGCAUAUCGAGAACAAAGGUGAACUGACUGAUAUGUUGCUUUUUAUCCUCCGCGUGAUUAGUGUGGCAUCUCAGUGUGAGAAAAGGCCGCCAUUUAGCCUUUUCUUCCCUGGAGAUAUAAAAUGGAAAUGGUUCACUUAUUAUCGGAAAGAACAAACGAAAAGAUUCUCCAUUCAACUUGAUCCACGUUGGUACGAAAGUAAAUUCAAAGGAUUUGUUAUAUGCUUUCGUGUACCAUCGGUUAUUGGUCAGAACCUGAAACCUUCAGAUGGUAAAUCACAACGAGGAAGUAGUCGUAGGUUCGGAUGCACUAAGGUUACUGCUAAGUUAGUGCAAAGACAUAACAGGCAAGAACAUGAUGUACUCCAGAAAAAAUGUCUGAUCGUUGCUCGCCAAACAUUUUGCUCUCACGGUAGUAAAUACGCCAUUUGUUUUAGCUACAUACCUUUUGUAGCAUGUGAGAAAGGGAAGAAGCUGCUAAAUGAGUAUUGCUUCUUAGAGGCAUCGAUAGAACCAGACAUUGCAACAAAAUGGGGACUUCUUCUGGUGUAUGAGAAUAAAAUUCAACAGAUAGAUCAAUCAGCCAUCGCGGUCCAAUGUGAUGUUGAUUCUCGGAAUUCUGACCUGUUUAGAGAAUGUAAUGAUGCCCAAGGCCAGAGAAUAGAGGAUGCUUCUGUUAAGAGAAGACGUCUUGAUCUUCGUCAAGUGAUGAAGGAUUCGUGCUCCACCAGUAUAGUUCCUGAUCAACAAAUGGAAACACCAAGCUCUUCUGCAGCACAAAGUUUCCAGCAUAGGGAAGAGUCAUGCUCUUCAGGACAGCCCCAAACUAGACAGCUCCCUUUAACUGAUCCGCGAGUUGAUGAAGCAAUAGAUGAGGAUACCUCAUGCAUUGUAAUUGAACAGCCUGAUGUUUUUGAAGUCUCUCCAGAUGAGCACAAAGAUAAUUCAAUGACAACUGGUUCUGGCUGCUCUGAAGUAUCCCAACAAUUGGAGACACAAUGCACUUCUGGACAAUCUCAAACUCUCCGGCUCUUCCCUGAUCAUUCAUGAUUUAGAAAUACCGAAGGACCUCUUGGUUUGCUGGCCCAAAGGCAACAAAUGGCAGGAUGUUCAAGGUUGGGGUGAAACUUUUGGUGAAAUUUUAUGUUUUUCUGCAUUCUGGUUGGGUGUGUCCAUCACCUUUUCUUUUGUUUUAUUCUCAAGCUACUUUUAAGGGUCGUUUGGUAGGAUGUAUAAGACUAGUACUGAAUAUGGUGUAUCAGUAAUGUUUGCAUUAGUAGUGCUGA